Molecule: messenger RNA, 1148 nt
Organism: Saccoglossus kowalevskii
Lineage: Eukaryota; Metazoa; Hemichordata; Enteropneusta; Harrimaniidae
Product: carbohydrate sulfotransferase 11-like
Biological process (GO): carbohydrate biosynthetic process
Cellular component (GO): membrane
Molecular function (GO): sulfotransferase activity
Source: RefSeq, a predicted model, not a curated record
GUGUGUGCGACAACUCUAUUUCUCUCUCUCUCUCAGUUGCGUUCUAUCGACACUCGCAUGAUUCAGCCAAGUUCUAAGCGUUUUAUUGGUUCAGGUAUUCUUUGCUUCAUCGUAACAGUGGCGUUUGUAGUUUACAGCGAUGACGUGUAUGAUGUCCUGACGCCAGUUCACUAUAAAGACCAUAUCGGCGCUACGUUGUUGACGUCGGAAAAUUAUUCUUUGGUGGACUCGGAGCCCGGGGAGUUAUUACCUGCCAACAUUACACAGACUCUUGUCUCCUCCUUGGGGUACGAUGACCGAACUAGCAUAUACCAGUCAAGACGAGAUAAAAUAUAUCAGGCGUGUGAAAAAUAUGAAAACAGGUUCAAGAAGCAUCGCCAUAAACUUCCUCUUCACAAUUUAUAUAUCAGCCAGAAACACAAGUUUAUAUAUUGCGCUAUUCCGAAAGUUGGCUGCACAAACUGGUUCAAGACUUUACUUGUUCUUUCUGGUCAAUUCAAACAAGAUGACGUCAUCGGGUGGAGGGAAAUCAAUCUAUACAGACGGGCUCACUAUGGGGGUCUACGCGAAUAUAACAAAUUAGUGGGAUCCGGACGAGUGGGAGAGUUUAUCCGAUUCGUGGUCGUGCGACAUCCAUUCACCCGCCUAGUGUCAUUGUUCGCCCAAAAGCUCGAUCGAAGACCUGACCGGCGGCUAAUAAGCGAGCUCCUUUCAAAGAUGCAACAGAUAACCGAGUCGAACUCGUCGACUAUGAACUUUCACAACUUCGUGGACUACCUCAUCAAAACAAAGGAACCGACUGAGACAUGGAACUCCCAUUUCAGACCGAUGCACUUGUUAUGUUUCCCAUGCAACAUCGAUUACGAUAUUAUUGGACAUUUAGAAACGAUCCACGAGGACUCGGAGUACUUGUUUCAUGAGAUCGGUUCCACACUAUCGUAUCCGAAAAAAUCCUCGCGCACCGCCACCAACAGUUCGACCACCGAUAAUCUUCUCCGCUAUUUCAGUACGAUUUCUGAUGACCAAAUAUGGAAUUUAUACAAGAUUUACAAAAUGGAUUUUGAAAUGUUUGGUUAUUCUCCUUCAGAAUUUUUUCCAUUCCCUAAUAAGAAUCGAACACAAAACAUUAUUAUUUAAAUAAUAAACCA